This is a messenger RNA of Rodentolepis nana, 282 nucleotides long. Lineage: Eukaryota; Metazoa; Platyhelminthes; Cestoda; Cyclophyllidea; Hymenolepididae. The record is from the annotation of a GenBank genome assembly.
AUGUCCAAGCAAGCAUCCAAGCAGACAACAAUUCCAGAUCGCAUGUGUCAGUCGGAGAUUCUCCCCACUCCGAGUCUGAGAGUAACUCCCAGAUAUCCACCUAACUCAACUGAGAAAUCCACACUCCGGACAACGACCUCCAGGAUACCACCAACACCAGUGGUGAAUAAAUCCGCGCAUUGUGGAGAGCCUUCGUUGAGGCAGUGUCUGCUCAAUCUGGCUUAUGAAAUCAAUCCCGAAGUCGCAGAGAAACUGGCGUUUUGUGCAGCUAAGUUGAAAUAA